This is a messenger RNA of Rotaria socialis, 426 nucleotides long. NCBI's taxonomy places the organism in Eukaryota, Metazoa, Rotifera, Eurotatoria, Philodinida, Philodinidae. The record is from the annotation of a GenBank genome assembly.
AUGGAUUUAUCGAUUCGCAAGCAGCCACAGCAACCAUCACCAACUCCAGUAUCACGACCUAUUUUAAAUCCAGCUGCGCCCACUACUAUGCUACAAGGUUCUGCUGGUGGAAAUUCUCCUCUUUUACCACCACCAACAACAGCGACUGUUCCUACGCAUAAUUCAAUUCAUCAUCAACAAAUCAAACAGCAACCUCAUUCAUACGUUCCUGUUCCACCUGUUAUUCAACACCAACAUCAACAACGCGGGAUGCAUCCAUCAAAAUAUGCUCAAUUACUUAAUGUUAUUGAAGAAAUGGGUAAAGAUAUUAAACCAACAUACGCAGGCAAUAAAAAUUCAGCUGAACGUUUAAGACGUGCAAUUGCUUCAGCUCGUGUACUUGUUCGUGAAUGUCAACUUGAAUGUGAUCGAAAUAGUCGACCUUAG